Molecule: messenger RNA, 20074 nt
Organism: Pelobates cultripes (western spadefoot toad)
Lineage: Eukaryota; Metazoa; Chordata; Amphibia; Anura; Pelobatidae
Source: the annotation of a GenBank genome assembly
AUGGAGCAACCUAGCGACCGUGCAGCAUCCCCAUGUGAAGAGGAGUUUCUCUGGAGAUAACAGGAACACUUGGCCCAGCAGGAUGGGCCUGUAUCAGAGGAGGGCAUACUGGACUGGAGAGAUGCCACUCGGAAGGAGCUGUGGUAUGAGGCCUUAGAGAAGGUACAGCGGCGUCGGAGAGAGAGCCUUCCCAGUGAUGAACAGCGGUUACAGGUACUUGUGGCCCUGCGGUCACCUUUCCUAGGGGAGCAACCCCUUGAUGAGUGGGUAAUAGAACUGUGGGACCUGAUUUGGAAGGAGUUGUGGCUGGAUGGAGCUUACCGGCACUAAAGUGGUACGCCACCCAGCGCAACCCCUGGAUGACUAACCACUAUCUGCCGGAAGGAGAGGAUUGUAAUGGCCCAGGCUUACUGUGGGAGGCCUUUGAGGAGGGCAAUGACUUUGGAUGCCCAGCAGAAUGUCAGCUCUGGGACAUCCACGACAUCAGGGAAACUCUGCUGGAUCUUCCCCGAGUUGAUGACCUGGGGCCAGACCUGAUUUAUCUAGUCACAAUGGAGUGGGAGCUGGAGCAGAGUUACCAACAUCUGUUCAGCUUAGCACAGCAACCAAGUAUACAACCAGGAGUAGGGACAGUCGGUCCUGCUCCCCAGUGGCAGUAUACUUUGCAGGGAGAGGAGACAACUAGUCUCCCUCCCCAGCGGCGGCCUGAGUUCCAGGAGGAGGUGAUGGUCGAUCCCUCCACCGUACAGCAGCCAGCGUCCUGGGGAGGGGAGGCAACCGGCCUCCCUCUCCAAUAGCAGCCAGAAGUACCAGAGGUUAGGGACCUCAUAGACUUGGCCUGGGAAGACCCACAGAUGGCAAGCGGAGAUGGGACCGAGGUCUCUCUGCCGGCCCUACAGGGAUGCUGGACAGCCGGCCCAGAUCCCCAGCAGCAUUAUACUUUGCCGGGAGAGGAGACAACCGGUCUCUCUCCCCAGCAGCGGCCUGAGUUCCAGGAGGAGGUGAUGGUCGAUCCCUCCACCUUACUGCAACCAGCGUCCUAGGGAGGGGGGCAAACAGCAGCCAGAGAUACUGGGAGAGGGGGAAGACAACCCUAACCACACUGGCGCAGAAGGGACCGCGCUCUCUGUGCCAGUCCUACAGGGAUGCUGGACGGGCGGUCCAGAUCCUCAACCAACCCCUCAGGGAUGCCAGGAGGAGGAGGUAAGCAAAACUUCCCCUCCCCAGCUACAUCCCAACCGGGUCCCUUUGCCACUUGUGCCUGGAGGGGACUACUGGCUAGCCUCCUGCCUUCUGACUAUGGCCCCUGUGCUGAUCCACAUUUUCCCCUGCAGAAAGGUUUAUUUGUGUAUUUCUGCCGGGAGGUUCGGGACUUUCAGUAUAUGAGUAGUGCUACCCCAGAUAGCUAUGCCAUGGAGCCUGUUCGUGUAACGAAAGACUAUGGAAAAGGCUUUGGCUCCAUGUUGAUUGAACUGCAUGUAGGUGAUCUGAGCGCCAUUCAGUAAUAAUGUGCGCUGAGAUCUUAGCUAUCUGGGGAUAUGUUGCAUGUAUAUGUUUUAUGUAGUAAUUGUAACAUUGUGUAAUUUUAUGUCUUUUUGUAACCAUGUGGUUAAUGGAGUCUUGCCUCUGUCCUGGGAGAUAAUUUGAUUACUUCCCAAUUAUCUCCAGGAUAGAGAGGAGGGAUUGUGAUGUCACUGUGGGAGUGUUUUGUUUGUUUUGUCUGUGAUUGGCUAAUAUCCAAUAUGUGUCCCAUUGUUCCAUCAGGUCCCCUAGGGAAGUGUCCACCUGGUGGACACUUGCAUAAAUACCAGGCAGGUAUCCCUCAAUAAACCAGACCUACUUGCACCUUUCUUGAAGCCUUGGCCUGGGGCAAGGGAUACCUACACUCUGGGGAUUGCUAUAAUCACUUACUCCCCAGAGUGAGCUCUUGUAAGAGCUUGAUUUGUUCCUGCUACACUCUCUGAUUUUAGCAGAGGUUCACCCACUGGGAGCUGGAUCCUGGUCGUGGAUCCAGGGUGGGUGAGAGACGGCGAGACCCCGGCGCAGCUGAAUCGAUGGAAGUGGGGUCCGUAGUGCUGAUGAUGUCGGUUGGAGUGCUCGGAGUCCUCGGCAAGCACUAGGAGCACCGAUUGGCAGAGGUACUCAGUCAGAGUGCAGCGGUCCAUCACACUCCCCACAAACAUCAGUGAACCUUUGACAUAUAUGAGCCUAUCACCAGUUGUCCUUCCUUGCAAUACGUUUCCCACAGAUGAAGUUCAAGAAUCGACUGUUCACUUGCUACCUAAUAUAGCCCAACCCUUGACAUGUGCUAUUGUACCAAUAUAAUCAAUGUUAUUCACUUCACCUGUCACUGGUUUUAAAGUGUACAUAUUAAAGGAACACUCUAGUGUGCCACAGUGGUUAUGGUGCUUACAGUGUUCGUUUAACGUAUUACUUGAAUCAGAAGUGAGUUAUGUUGGAUGUGAUAAAAUCUCCAAAGUGGAUACACUAUAGACCCAGUGUUUGUAGUUGAAUGUUACAUUAAAUGCAUACCACAUAUGUAGAAUAAUAUAUUUUCUGUAACAUCCCUUUGUUACACACACAUUCCAUUACAAUGCAUUCACCACGAGUAAACAUUUAUUAUUGUUUAAGCAUAUUCCAUUUGCCAAACUAUAAUUAUAAUCCUACGCAUUCAAGUAAUGUCUACAUCCACAGCCUCAAAUAAACACACCCGCUACAUCACCAAGAUACCAAAACAUCAAUCUAAACUUUCUAUAUGGCUGUGUUGUGAUGAUUUUUCUCAGAAAUAUCAUAUAUAACAUGAAUACAAAUGUUUCUGUCUGUAUUGAAGCCAGAUAUAAUUAGUAGUUACACUCUGUGGUUUCUGUCUUUAGAUCAUGUCCGAAUAAAGACAUUUAUGUUUAAAGUUCAGGCAAAUGGACAAACAUUGAGAGAAAAAAAAUCCAUUUGAUAUAUAUUGUUAAAUUAGUAAUACAGUUUAUAUUUCUGUAUUCUGUAUGUAAUGAUAUAACUUGACAAAAUGGUGAAAAAUGUUUUUAGGUUAGAUACAAAGCUUAUUCAUGUAGGGUAGAUCAAACCGAAACAAAGACAUUAAAAGAGUCACAACCCUCCAAUUCAAUGUACACGGCUUUUGUAUGUAGCUUUAAUCCUCAGAAACAUAUCAAAGGUACACUUUAAGCAGCAGAACCACUACAGUUUAAUUUAGUGGUUCUGGUGCAAUCAGUGUGUCCCAGCACCCUGACAAUUGUAAACAGAGCCUUUUACAUUUGUCCCUGUCACUCAGACAACUACUAGAGGUACUUCCUGUUGUGGCUCUGCAAUGAUUGCAGGACUGACAUUAGGCAUCUUUACGCUUUGCAUGAAGACACCAAACACUUGAGAUAAUGUAUCUCUGUUAGGAGAUGCCGAUCUCUGAACAUGCUCAGUAGCAACUAAAUGCUUCCUUAUGGGGAAGCUUUGGAUUGGCUGAGGCAAUCAUCAGAGCCACAGCAAGACAGGUACAGCAAGUGAUGAAAAGUAAGUUUUUUAAUUAUUUAUUCUACUAUUUAUUUUACUAUUGAAGGGCUUGAAUUUAAAUAGGCAGGAGAUAGAUAUAUGUUUGUGUUUCAAGACAAAAAGGCUAGGGAAGCAUAAGGUGAGCAGUAAAGGGGGUAACCCUUGGCUAUUAAUGUGCAAAAGAAGAAAAAAAGUUGCCUAAAAUAUGUUUAUAUUUCUAAUGCUAGAUUGCACCUUUAAUGAGUACACAAACUUGUUAGAAAAGUAGUGACAUCAUCAAAGUAGUCCCAUCAACCUGAACACACAAAACUAAAAACCUGGUUAACAAUGUUAAAGGCUAGCUGGGUCCAUGGCAUCAGGUUUAGAUCUAAAUGAAUAUCUCCUGUAGAGAAAAGCAAAAAGUUCUCUCUCUCCCAAAUCAUAACAUUACCAUUAAGAAAAGCAUUUGUACAUAGUCAAAAAUGUACAAAUGUCUUAAGAUAUGGCGAUGGCCCACGUGGAGACCACACAAUUGGUAUGUCACAUUAGUUUAUUUUUCGUUGUUCGCCAUCUGAUUUCAAAUUUUUGUCUUACAUGUUCAAAAUGCCACUCGCUGAGUAUAAUGCUCAAUCCAAAUGUUUAUUUGUUAAAAAUACAUUGACAGCUCGGGGCUGCCUGCUGGUACUUUACCACUGAUGUGCUAGGAGGGUUCUGACGGUAAUGAAGAUGUUUUACAAUCAUCCCUUCUGAUCAUGUCAAUAAAGAAUAAAAUAUUCUAAGUAUAGCGAUUUCUAAUGAUGGUGGGAGUGUCAGUCCAUUGUAUGUAUCAAUGUGAAAGAGUAGUCCCACAGGAUGAUUCUGCCUAUUUCUGAAUCCCAUUUUUUUUAAGGAAGGUGGUUCUGGAAUAGUACAAACGGCAUUAUAACAAACAGGUAUCGAAACGUUAGCUUCCAUUAUCAUUUCACACUUUUUAUGUGAUGUAAGAGUGUAUUAUUGUUCUAGGUGUUCCAGCCUUUUAUUGGGACAAGAAAAUGAAUUGUUUGAAUGUAUUUCAAUACAUCUCUAGUAGUUACUUUCUCUUAUGAGGUAGUAUUUGAAAAUAAUAAAGUAAACUAAAUUUUUCAUGUAUUUCACCUGUUGACAAAAUUCCAUUAACCUGCCAGACAGAUAGGGCAGAUAGCAUAUACAAUGGUGAAUGUUUCUUUAGUAUAGAUUACACUUAAAAAGAACUGCAGAACUACACAGAUUGGCUUUUUGUUACAAUUCUGUGUUUAAUUAAUAGUUCUGUAAACAUAAUGUGUAAACUAAUUCAAUUAAUCUACAUACCACUAACUAACAAGAAAAGGAAAGCAUGAUUUAAACUUUUUAAUAAUUUUUUCCAAAGAUUUUGUAACUUGCCUAUGUUUCACGGGAUGUUGUUGAACCUCACAAUAUAUUUUUUACUCUUUUUGUUAUUACAGAGAUCACAUAGAAACACUUUAAAUUUUACUACAAAAGUUAAUGCUUUUGUUGUUGAAUAUUUUAUAUAAAAUUAUUUAUAUAAAAUUAUAAUGGAAGCUUAUUACAUCAAAUAUAGCUUUCCACAUACAAUUAUGCAUUUAUUAUUCUACGAAAAUGCACUCAUCCCUAAUUAUUAUACACAUAGUAUACAGCUCAGGUCAGUGUAUUUCCUAGUCUAAAGGCAAUUGUUUACUUAAGUCUAGAAUACAGAAUAUAGACAGCAAGUUACAAGUACUCCAAAUAGAGCUCAGACUGGCCAGCUAAUUAAAUGGAAGUUAGUGCUGUUAUUUUCUAACCACAAAGGAUUCACAACGGAAAUUCACCUCUCAGUUGUGGAAGUGUGGGUGUAAUCUAAUAUUGGAGGUGAACUGUGAUGUCACAGCCUGUUCUCAUGUCUUGAUUGGAUGAAAAAAAUCUUACAUACUGUUUAAAUUCACGGAUUAUUUGAUAAACUCAAAAUUGUCGCACUAUCAAAAAACCGUGUUUAAUCUGCAACAAGAAUUUCUGCAGCAUCUUUUUCUAGACAGGUAAUCAUUUAUAUUUUGAAAUUGUUGUUAUUUGCUUGAUCUAUUGAUUAAAUGGUAAUGAAAUAUAAGUGUAUAUUGAUUAGCAAAUUAAACCAAAGCUUAUUCUACAAUGCUACUACGGCAGGCUAAUUGGGUAGUACAUACUACUUGCCAGGAUUGUGAAGUGGCAUGUAGUGGCAUUAUGGAUUUACAAAAUGAGCGUUUUUACCCCAUUUUACAAUCUGAAUGUACUGAUCCUGAAUAUAAAUAGACUACAAGAAUGUCAACAUGUAGUCAAUUUACAAUAGUUAUUAUACAACACUGUUCUUUUGGAUAUACCUAAAUUGUGAGCUAAGUGAUAUUAUUAUUAGUGGUAAUAGUAUUAUUAGCAGUAUUAUUAACGGACUAAACUAUUUUUAUUUUAUCAACAAAUGAAAUGCUUUUGUUGACUCUGACUGGAAUUCCAGUUGAUGCAUUAACCCACAGGAGCUACAUUUAAGCAGAUAAUGUGGAAUACAAAAUAGGCUAGAUAAAAUAACAAUUACUAGAUAAAUUAUAUGUAAUUGGAACAUUUGCACUCCAGAUGUUGUGGACUACAUCUCCCAUAAUGCUAGUACAGCCAUAAUGCUGGUAAAGCAUCAAAUGAGACAUAGUCCACAACAUCUGGAGUUCCAAGGUUACCUACUCCAUAAGAUAAAAAGACCGAUUGACCAGCCAAAUGUCCAACACAAGGAAAUCAGUUCCUGAAUACUAAAUAACUUUUUGCGAUUUUCUAAGAUGUGUUCUAAACAUGUCCUUAAUAGACUUUGUGUAGGGAAAUAUACGAGGUUUGUAGAGCCUUCAGUCUUCUGGAGAGCCUAUUGUUCUCAUAACAGGCCUUGAAGGAAAACUCCAAGAUCAACGGAUGCUUUCAGAGCUAAGGAGAGCUAACAGAAGUUCCUUAUUAGGAACUUCUCACUUUGCUCCAUUAGUACAGAGUACCUUCUGCAGCACAAAAAAAAAAAGAUAAUUGAUGGAAAUCAAUAUAUAUAGUUAUUGUUUUCCAAUUUUCAGGCCAUUUUGGUUUAUCUGAAUCAUUUUUCACGAAACUAUUGCAUGAAUAAAAUUCAUUCGAACCAAACACCACAUGGAUGAAUCUCAAAACUCCUGCAACAACUUUUGUUUUUUCAGAUUAAUUGAUUCAGAUGAACCAAUCUUUUUCACCAUGCCAAGUCUAAUUAAUAUUAUAUUAUUUUAUAAAUGUUGUGUGGUAGAAUUAUGCUUUUAUAGAUUGUCACAGAAUUGAAUAAUAUCUUAAACAAUCUAUGCAUGAUACUUAUUUAUGUCAUAUAUACAUAUAUGCUUACAUAUUUCAUUAAAAGGAAUGUAGUGCUGCAUAAUAGAUAUAUAUAUCAGAGCAUAUUCCGUUUUGUAUAAAUAAGGAAACAUAAACAGUGCUUUAAAAGGAAUGCAUUUUUGCCACAAAAUUACAGUAUGAGAACAAUUAGGUGGCUAUAACAAAGAGGGAAAAGAAUAAAGUAUAAGGCAAUUUCUCCGAAAUCUUAACAACCAGGUUCUUAUUUUAAAUACACUUUAGACACAAAAUGGUGAUGUUAAGAUCCUCGGAUCCAAAUAAAACCUGUAAUUUUUUGGAAACAUUACACAAAGCUAGAACAGCUAGUCUCUGUAUUAUUUAGUUCCUAGUGUGAUUAUAAAUAUAACACUGGCGCCUUUGUUUUCAUGUUUAAUUGCAUCUUUCAUAAUUCCAUACAUUAAAUAUGGUCAUACACUGUGAAGUCAUACUUGUCGCAAAGAUAGUCAAACACUGUUAUUACAGCUACGAUGGAUUAAACCUCUCAUGAAGCUUAGUCAGCUCACUGAGGGGGGUAGGUUAAUUGUCUAAUCCAGCUGGAGGGAUUACACAUUCACUGUCAAAAAUACCGUUUUUUGUAAUUGCCCCAAGGCCAAAGAUGUCUGACCCCUCCUGAAUACAGAUUAAGCAACAGUGCACACACAAAAAUGCAGUUUUAAAUUCUAUAAGGCUUCUUAAAAUCACCUAUCUCAACAAAUAUGGGGAUUCAAUAUCAUGUGAUGCCCACUAUUACUCCACAGUAUCCUAGUAUCGGUGGGUCCUGCCUUCAUUUUAACAUGGCAGACAAAUUAAAUAGUGCUAGUCAUAAAAAGAUUGAAAGUGUAUUUAACUGUGAAUAUAUAUAUAAAAUGCUGAAUUAAUGUGAUGAACAAUAUUUUAAAAAAUCCUGUGUUAAAACUAAACAAUUAAAGUGAUAGUGCUUUGAUGUAUACACUCACAAUGCAUAUCAUAUAUCUGCUCUAUACCAAAUAAUAAUCAUUAUUAAAGUCACAUUGUUAUCCGAAACCUCCUCAAAUAUAUACUUUUCUGUGGUCUUUUCCAAAAGGGGCCUCUGAAGCUUGGGGGUGGGGCGGUCUGCUCAACCCAAAAGGAAACUGGUCUGGACUUCAAACAUAAAUAGUAUAUUCACAAAGAAAAUGAUACCCGUACAAUGAACACAAUUUGCCAUACUAAACAAAGCAUUAAACCCUGACAUAUCACAUUUAUUUUGGACGAGUAGCAGCCAAUCACAGCACAAAAUUAACUAAAGAUGUACGUUCGUCUACCUGUAAAACUUUUCUAUAUGUUACCAUCCCAGCUCCUAACCAUCCAUUUAUCCUGUCAGCUAUAAUCGCAUCUAUCAUUCAACACCACACCACCUUACUAUAGAAACCCUUGUUCCCCCACUUACUGUUACCUAUACGUCAAUUCUGUAUUCAGUGUUUGUACCUGCCUAUCUUAUUCACCCCUAUCAGAGAAAUACAUUUCACGUCAUGGAGGUGGCAUAUUGGUUGGGUGCACCAAGAUAAAUAUCUCCCUUAACAGUCAUGGCGAUUUAGAGAGCAUGUUUAUGGAUCAUCUUUAAUAUUUCAUGAUAUUAAAUAAAGGAAGUUUACAUUAUAGUAAUAAAGCCCAACAUUUCACAUCAUCCAUAACAGCUCUUAAAGUGAAGGUUUUGUUUUCUUACGGAUUACGAAAAGCAACAUCUGCAACUGUUUUGUCAGUCAACAAAGAAUAAAUAGCACAGUAAAAACAAUACAAACAUUAUGUGUGGAUAUUCCUUUGCUGUAGUGAGAGCUGACACAUGAAUGUAUCUCUGUCUAAAGAUGCAUAACUCAUAAUUAUCUUUUGAAGUAUUUUUGUUACAAAUUACAGACGUUUUAGUGUAUACUUCUCGGAAUUCCAGAAUUUCCAGCAUUUCUUGGUUAGAGUAUAGUCCUUAUUGUCAUUGAUAAUAGGCAAAUCAAAUACAUAAUUGAAUAAUUCAGACAUAUGUUCAUCAAGGAGCAAAUUUUGCCUCAUGUACUCUCAAUAUUAUGUUGAUAAUAAACUAAUUUGUAUAUAGUACAUUGCUGCCUAAGGAGGCUUUGAGUGAUUUGGUGCAUAUUCUAUGAUUUAAAAGCAGAGAUAUAUAUUACAUAUACAACUAUUACACAGUCUAUCAAACUCAGAAGGAUCAAAGGUUGAACAAACCUUGUAAAUAAUCUACCCAGCCGCCUUGACAUUUGAACAGUUACUGGAGUUGGUCAUCAAUUUUGACAAACUUGUAUUACACUAUUAUUAAUUAAACUUACAGGUAAACAAUGUUCUACAGUAUCCUAAGAAGUCUGUUUUAGAUAUAAAUUUUUAAAUUUUUCAACAUACGUGAUGCACCUUAGCUUCUCUUCUCUGAUUUUUUUGAGUUUUAUCCUUCCUGUCUGUUAUUAAAUGUUUGCCACGUAAGAUCCAUUCAUCAUCACGUGAGAGAAACCUGUAAAAACCUGCAAUUUAGCCUGCCUUCCUUUGAGAUACUUAGUAAUAUACUUUACUAUAUGAUCAGUCCAAUUUACAGAGAUAAAUCAAUACAAAGAUCCCUAAAGUUAACUGACACAUUUUGUGUUUCUGUUUCAGAUAUUGAAAAGGACAAUGAAACGUGCGUUGAUUUGUAUCUGCCUCUUCAGCAUUGUAUCGUGUUUCCCUGUAAGUUGAGCACAUGCAUGAAAUUAUAUGAUAAAACAAUCAUUUAUGUAAUUACCUGUAACAUUAAUAUUCUGUUUCUCUUGAUCAAUGAAUAGAUUUCAGAUUCAGAUUCAGACAGCUCAGACAAUGCUGAGGUGAGUCUUAAUCAUUUCUCAUUAAGGGUUUAAAACAUACAUGUACUGCUAUAUAAAUGUAAAAAUGCUGUAAUAUUUAACACAUUUUAAUGCAUCUUGUACAGCUGGCAGCAAAACGUCAAUGGUAAAAGUGACACUACCAUAAAAAUGCAAUGAUCACUAUGGAAACCAAUAGAAUUCCAUGUUAAAUGCAAUGAUGUCCAUGGCGAUUGCCCAACUUUUCUAACUAUGACCUCACUUUUUAAUUACAUCACAUUGCUUUAUACUAUGUAAAUAAAUAUAGAAAGCGUAAUAUACUUACUGCAUAUAUAAAUAUAUAAACUAAUAAACAUAUAAACAAGCAUUAAAAUAUUUUCAUAGCGUUACCAUUCUUUUAACUUUUUAUAACAAAGGUUGUUGUUUUUUUUGUUUUGCUUUGUUUGCUAUGUCUUUGUUUAACAUUAUUUCCUCUAACUUAUUUAGUGCACAAACAUGUAGUAUAUACUGUGUAUUCUUCCGGAUUUCUUGCAAACCAUGCAUAAAUACAUAUAUAGUCUUACUAAGCAUAAAACAUGGAAAAAGUAGGAACAGUUUUGCCUUUAAAGGGACACUAUAGUCACCUGAACAACUUAACCCCUUAAGGACAGGCCUGUUUUUGCGAUGUUAUACGUUAAGGACCAGAGCGGUUUUAACACUUUUGUGGUGUUUAGCUGUAAUUUUCGGCUCUCUCAUUUACGGUUCCCAUACAAAUUAUAUAUAUAUAUAGUUUUUUUCAGGAGAAGAAGGGCUUUCUUUAAAUACCAUUAUUUGUAUCAUGUCCUAUAUUUUACUUUAAAAAAAAUAAUAAAAUAUGGUGAAAAAUUGAAGGAAAAAAAACAUGUUUUGGGACUUUUACUUGAAAAAUCUUUUAAUUAUCUACAAAAGCUAAUGAAAAAAACUGCUAAAUAGAUUCAAAAUGCUGUCCUCAGUUUAAAAACACCCAGUGCUUGUGUGCUUUUUUGCUUUUUUUUUGCAAGUUAUAGGGCUAUAAGUACAAGUAGGAAAUUUUUCUUUCGAUAUAUAUAUUUUUUACAUUUAUCAAUAGUGACAUUGUAAUACUGUUAUUGGUCAUAAAUCCCAGAAUCACACCCCACAUGUACAUAUUUUUUUUAAAGUCGACAACCCAGGGUAUUCAAUAUGGGGUAUGUCCAGUCUUUUUUAGUAGCCACUUAGUCACAAACAUUGGCCAAAGUUAGCAUUUAUAUUUGUUUGUGUGUUAAAAAUGCAAAAAAAGCUAAAUGUUUGUGACUAAGUGGCUACUAAAAAAGGCUGAACAUACCCAAUUUGCAAUACCUUGGGUUGUCUUCUUUUGCAUAUCAUAUAUUAUGCCAUCAUGGGUGUAAUUCUCAUUCCUGGGCUACCAUACGCUCUCAAAGGCAACAUUACCAAUCUGACAAAUUUCAAUAAAAAAAAAAAAAGUAAAAUCAAGCCUUAUAUUUGACCCUGUCACUUUCAAAAACACUAUAAAACCUCUACAUGUGGGGUACUGUUAUACUUUAGAGACUUCGCUGAACACAAAUAAUAGUGUUUCAGAACAGUAAAACCUAUCACAGCAGUAAUAUCAUCAGUGAAAGUGCCGUUUGUAUGUGAAAAAUGCAGAAAACUUCACUUUCACUGACCAUAUCAUCGUUGUGAUAUGUUUUACUAUUUUGAAAGACUAAUAUUUGUGUUCAGCGAAGUCUCCCGAGUAAAACAGUACCCCCCAUGUACAGGUUUUAGGGUGUCCUAGAAAGUUACAGGGUUAAACACAGUGCUAGCAAAUUAAAUUCUCUGGACUUUCGUCCUGGGUUCUCAGGCAUCUCCCUCAAAUUGCAAUCAAUAAAAUUACUUAAUUAUGUAAUAAUAUUACAUAAAUAUGCACGCAAAAUUUAAAUAUACAUAUACUUGAAGUCUACGUGUAUAUUUAUGAAAUUAUUUAUGUAAUUAUGUAUAUGGACAUAUGUAUAUUUCGUAUUUAUUUAUUUAUACAUAGAUAUAUGUAUCAUUUCAUUCUUAGUGUAUUUUGAUAUAAAUAUAUAUAUAUUAAUAUCAAAAUACCAUUAGAAUAAAAUUAUAUAUAUAUAUAUAUAAUUUUUUUUAAUUAUUAAAAAUUAUUUUAAAUUUUUUUAUUUAUUUUAAAUGCUUAUUAUUUAUAUUUUAUAAUAUAUAUAUACAUUAUAUAUAGUUAUUAUAUAUAAUAUAUAAUAUAUAUAUAUACACAUGUGUAAUUUAAUUAUAAGUGUAUUUUUAUAUUAAUAUAUGUAUAUAUAAAUAUAAAAAUACACUUAGUAUGACAUUAUAUAUAUGAUAUAUAUACAUAUGUUAUAUAUAGAUAUAAUACAUGUAUAUAUCUUAUAUAUAUACACAUAUAUAUUAUUUUUUUUACACUUAUUAAUUUAUUUUAAAACUUUAUUUCUGAUUUUCCACUUGCAGGGAGACUGCCUGUCAGCACAGACAGUCCCCCUGCAGGCAGAUACACAGGCACCUAUUGCGGCCAUGUGAUCGAGCGAUCACGUGGCCGCGAGGUCCUGAUCUGCAGACAGGCAGUCUCCCUGGACCGGGUGAAAAGCUGAUCGCCGCCGGGGGACCGACGGCGAUCAGGUAAGUACCCCAAGACCGUUAUGACGGUUCAGGACCGUCAUCAGUCCUCAAGGGGAUGUUUCCAAUGACGGUCCUCAAGGGGUUAAGCUUAAUGAGGUUGUUCAGGCGAGAACUAUAGCUUCCUGCAGCCUUUCUCAUGUAAACACUGUAUUUCUGAGAAAAUACAGUGUUUACAUUGAAAGCUAGGAACAUCUCCAGUUGCAGUCACUCAGAAUGCCACCAAAGGGACUUCAUAAUAUGCCUCAUCCACUCAGAUCUGCUGUGCACAAGCAUCCUGUGAUUCAGUAUCUCCUCCCACUGCAUGCAGACACUGAACUUUCCUCAUAGAGAUUCAUUGAUUCAAUUCAUCUCUAUAAGGAGAUGCUGAUUGGCCACGGCUGUGUUUGAAUCAUGCUGGCUCUGUCCCUGAUCUGCCUCUUUGUCAGUCUCAGCUUCCUAUGGGGAAGCACUGUGAUUGGAUCAGGCUACCACAUGUCAGCAGACUGCUUGUUUUUCCUGAGUCUAACAGCAUGCAGAUUUACAGCUUCUGGCUUGAAUACAGUAAUAUUUUUACUAUAUUUAUGGAGGCAUGAGGGGCCCAGGGGGGCUAGAUGGUCGUGUUAACGCUAUAGGGUCAGGAAUACAUGUAGUUGCACUGGUGACUAUAGUGUCCCUUUAAUAACUAUAGGGAAGUUUGUGGAAACAGAUUCACCCCUUUGUCCUGAUUUUCAGUAUACCUCAUAUGCCUACGAGUUUCAGUUGUUUGCCUUUUUUGGGAGGGGGGGUUGCAGCCACAGCUCCUGUAGCACAUAGAGUGCAUUCCUUUUUUAGAGAUUAAAGUUUUACAAUUUUGGUCACUAAACCCAUUAAAAAUAAUAUUUAUGUAGGUGUUUUGAAACAGUCAUUUUGUUAUUAGUAUGCCAAAAUCUCAGGUAAGAUCUUUUAUCAUUUAUAGGCAUAACAUUACAUUCUUGUGUAAGUAAUAAGCCUGGUUGUUUAUUCUACGGCCGUAAUGUCUCUUAAAAGUGGGAACAAGUCCUUUUUGUAUACUUUGGAUCGGUUUUGGAAACAUUACAGAACCAAUCCUGGUACAUGGACAAUUUAAUUAUAGAAUUUGGAAUUACUAAUGCUGAUAGCUCUGGUCUUGAAGGUGUCAGUCAAAUAAUUUUGCAUAAUGUGACUUUUUCCCUUGUUUUCCCUGUUCCAAUACCUUUAGUUUUACUGUAAAAUAUUUUUUACAGCAUUCUGCACCAUAACUCCAACCUUUUAGCCACGCCUCCCCUGUUCACAAAACAUAUUCUUGAUUGGAAGGUAAGCAGUGUAGCUCAGCCAUUGAGAGAUCAGUGUGAGUUGAGCUGCUGACUUGACUCCACCCUCACAGUCAAUCACAGUCCACUUGCUGUCAGUAUAGUAUUUAAAAGACAUGCUAAAGGCACGCUAAAACACUAACCUGUGUUCCUAUAUUCCUAACGCUUUGAUGUUCCUGUCCUUAUCCUAACAGAUACCCCUUCCUCUCUCCCCCCCGUUUGGAAUAAAGUCAUAAAAAAUGCCUUUUACCCAGCGCCAAGGCUUCCUUUGUGCUGUUUACCGCUCCUCCAGCAGAGUCAUGGAGGAGGAAUGACAUGCCCUCCUCCAGAGUCAUUGCAUUGCUGAGUUAAACCUUCACAGCCACUACACCCAGACCACUUCAUUAAGAUGAAGGGAAAGAGGAGAAAUAAUACCAGGGCAGUGAUUGGCUAUGAGGUGGAGUGAUGUCAGCUGCAUAGUUCACACUGAUUUCUCAUUGACUAAGCUGAGUAUGUACUCAGAAUAUAUCUAAAAUGGAAGUGGCUGAAUCACUGGUGUAUCCUUUUAAAAACAGAAAAUCUGGGCAUUUAGUGGGACAGUUCUACAGUAAUAUGGCUAUAUAAUGAAUUCUGUGUUAAACAUUCACCGUAUAGUUUUAUUUAAUGCAUAAACAUGUAUGCUUUAUUUUUCUUUACAUAUAGUUGAAGAUUAACCGAAAAUCAUCAGAAUCAAGCUUGCAGAGUUCAGAACAGCAGGUGGGUAAAAUUGCUGACCACAGAGCAGAUGUAAAGAAAAAGCAACUUGAUGAAGUUUUCUUACUUGUCAGCCUAAAUAUAUUGAACAAAACAAAAAAAAAAGGUGGUUUUUAGUAUCACUCCAAAGGCCCUUAAAAUGUAAGCUCAUCUACCCUGUCAAGGCAAACCUCUUAGGCAACCAUUUAGGCAAACCUCCUAGGUUAGCGCUUCACUAACAAUUUACCUUACUGCUUUCAGCUAAAAGGCAACAUUUCUAAUGAGACAGAGAAGGGUAUUCUUAUGUUACAGUUACACCAAUUUUCAUAUAUUCCUUCAGUAGCUGUGUGUCAUUUUAAAACCAUUUCUUGAAAAUCUUGUUACAAGCAGUUGGUUUGGAGUAGGAUAUCCCAAUUGUCAAUAGCACCAAAAGAAAGCUGGACCUAUGAUGAAGUUCCCAGAUCAUGAUUUAAAUUAAGGUGGUCUAUAAAGAAAUGUAUACUUCAGUUUUGUAUUUGUUAAAAUAUAGCACACUUUCAUAAAUUAUAUGUAUCCCAAGUUCCUGCCGACACCUGACGGGUGUAAUCACAACUCACAAAGGUCAACGGAGGGCUGGCUACAUUUGGCCAGGGUUACACCUUCAAGCAAGCAGUCAAACAUGAGGCCAAACUACUGCGUUGUUUCACCAUACUCCACUUGCUUUCUUAAUUUUACAUAACUGUUUUAUAUUUAUAUUGCCAUUAUUGGACUGCAAUAAUAAUAAUAAUAGUAAUAACAGAGUAUAGUUAAAAUGAUAUAUUGUGCAUUGUACUGUGAGGAAGCAGCCCACAAACCCGCAGCCCACCUUGCAAACCCUCCACUGACAAUGGCAAAGGUCUAAUAACAUGAGAAUACAUAUAUAUAUAUAUAUAUAUAUAUAUAUAUAUAUAUUACCAAAAUACAAGAGUAUUGCAUCAUGCAAUGAUACUUUUUUUAUUGGACUAACAUAAUAUUUCAAAGAUAAGCUUUCAAGAGUUAUUCUCUCUUCCUCAGGUCUGAAGCAAUACUAUUGGACAAAUACGACUAAUCCAAUCUACACUAUAUAUAUCAAUAUAUCUAUGUAUAUAUAUAUAUAUAUAUAUAUAUAAAAUUAUACACAUAUAUAAUAAUAAUAAUAAUAACAAUAAUAGCUUCAAGUCAUCCCCAUGACAUAGAACAUGUUGGGGCUCAAUACAGACAUCAUUUGGAUGUAAAAUUAAUGGAAAAUGUACAAAAAUAUUUCAUUUAACUACGAACCCUAUGAUACAUUUCACUCAAGAAAUGUUCUUUUUAUGUGACUUUCUUUAGCCUGACACAAGUGAAGAAGUCACUCCUGUGCAGAAUGUAGACAAUAUUAAUGGUGAUACAGUGGACAAUACAGACCAUGUGUCCUUACCAAGUGUUAACGAUAAUGAAAAUCAUAAAGAGGAAGUAUCAGAAGGAGAUGAUGCUGAUGAACAUAGUGAGGAAGAUCAGAGCUUGCACACUGAAGACCACAACGGUAGUUCUGAAAAGGGGAAAAAUGGAGAUUAUAUUUCUGGAGAACAUAAAGAUGAGGAUGACAAUGGAGAAUCAGGGAGUAAUGAAGACAUUUUUGGACACAGCCAAACUACAGUAAGUUCUGGUUGCAUGUGUUAGACAAAAACACAGUCAAAAUGCAUAUUAAUAAAAAAUGAAUCCACUAAAAUAAUUUGUACUUUAGUGGAUACAGUGAUAAGUGAUUAGUAUACUGACAGUGUUCCAUCAUUAGGUGAUGUCUCUCUGCUUUUAGGCCUGGAGCUUAAAAUUACAAUUGGCCCAAUUAAGAAUUUAGGAUUUGCAAUUUUGGCAUAUUGUGCUUUAGAAGAUCAAGAGCCUGGCCUCAGUGUGCAACUAGACUUUGCAGUCACACAUAAAAACAUCCUAUUUAUAAGCUGAAAAGCAUUUAAAAUUCAUAGUUAUAAGAAGGCCAAAGCACAAAGAAAUCCACUGGAAAGCAAUGGGUACAAGAGGUCACUGCCUAUGAAUACAUCAAAAGACUUUAGAAGUAUAGAGAGCAGAGGUUCUAAAAUAGUUUAGAAUGUGGUAACAAAUCUCAAAUCACAUGGAAAUAUAUCUAAUGAAGACAGUCACAGGAAGUAGCCAGAUAUAUAGCAGUUCCCAUUAUGCGCACUGUGUGUAAUGGGCAUUUAAAGGGUAUGGAGAAGAGAUACAGAUUUGUAUGAGCAGUGCCAAAGAUAACACUAUAUAAUGUGCUAUUGUUUGAUCCAAAGAAUGUAUUUCUGCCACCCAGGCCACAUGCUUUGAAUAUCAAAGACAAAAAGGAUUAGGGGCACACCCGGAACAUGCAUUUUGCAGGAAUGGUGCUGCCGUAGUGACCGUUCAUACAGAAUACAGAUUAAGUUACAGUGCACAAAUAAAAAUACAUUUUUACUUUGUAUAAGGCUACUUAAAAUUGCCUAUCCAAGCAAACAAAUAUAGGGAUUCAGUUCCACCAUUUGGCCAUAUUGUGUUAAGCCCACCACUACUUCACAGUAUCCCAAUAUCGGUGGGUCCUUCACUCAUUCCAAACGUGGUAGACAAAUUAAAUAAUGCGUGUGCUAAACAAGCUAAAUUGUAUUUAAUCAAUUAAUUUUAUCACAAUAGUAUUGCAUUUAAUAUACUCAAAAUGCUCUUACAAUAGAUUAAAUACACUUUAACUUAUUUAGCACUAUUUAAUUUGCUUCCCACAUUUGGAAUUAGUGUAGUGUAUUGGGGUGCUGUGAAGUAGUGGUGGGCAUAACACAAUAUGGCAAUAUGGUGGAACUGAAUCCCCAUAUUUGUUUGCUUAGAUAGGUGAUUUGAGUAGCCUUAUACGUUGUGAAACUUUAUUUUUAUGUGUGUGCUGUAACUUAAUCUGUAUUCUACAAGCUUUGAAUAUGGCACAAAAAAAUAAAUCAAUUAAAAAAAAUAAGUAAGACAGUGUAGGUGUAUUGCAUUCUCUGGGUCUGGAGUUUCAACUUCAAUAGUCUCUGUAUUACUCUAACUAUGGGUUAUCCACUCCCUUUCUCAGUCUAAUACCGUUAACAUAGAUCAUAGUAGACGUUUGUGUUUGAGCUAAAGACUCAUUUUAGUUGGGCCUGAGGAGUAGGUGUAGAACCAAGUGUAAACUUUGGAAUGAAAGAUUAAGAAGAAAACCUUCCCAUAGAAACUAGAGGUAGGUGAGCAGCACUCACAUUAAAUUGUAGCAAACUAUUUACCGGAACUUUGAUAUCUUAUUUUACUUUGGUUUAUGCAUUUUCUUUCUUUCUUGAGGGACAGAUCUUUUACUACUUUUUUUAGUAACUAAAAUGUAAAUUUAUUUGCCACAAGGUGUGUUAAAUUAAUUUGGGUCAAAGUUAGACUUUUCAAGGCUUUGAUCCACAUCAUUUUUUUCAUUUCUAUUCGUAUCAUAUUUAAUGUUGUCUCUCAAGAUAGAAGUCUAGCGAUUUCAUGGAACCUAAAAGAGGUUGAACAAUAAAUAGUGCUAUCUAGCAAUUCAAAGAAUAGGACAUCAUAUUAAAGGUACAAGAGCCACAGAACAAGGUCCCAUUCUAUCAUUUAGCAUACAGACAUAAGAAUUUUAUUUAUGUAAUUAAAAGUAUGAUAAAACGCAUCUCUUCAAUUAUGGGUAAGUAGUGUCUAUGAUUUUCUCCUUAAAUUACAGACUGUGUUUUUUUGAGUGUUCUUUUUCUGUUACUGCAACCAUCAUAGCUCUCUGUAAUGGUGUCUGUCAGUGAAGGUAAGGACUCAAACUCUCCUUAAUGAAAAAAUUACAAGUAAUCAACAUGGCCAGGCCAUUUAUAAGUAGAAGAGCAACAGACCCACUACAUACUUGUUUACAUGCCAUAUAUUUUAAAAUAACAUCUUAAGCAUUUUAUUUCCUGGUAUUUUGUUUAAUGGCAGUUAAUUGCUUCUAGAUUUAUUAUAGUAUGAUUUUUACCAAAAACUAGAAUGCCUUUUCAAGGAAAAAUAUUACAGUGUACAUAUUUGUGUCUUACACAGGAAAUUCUAGACACUAAUUGCUGCCAUGACAAUAAAGAGACAAAGAUCGCAGAAUCAAGCCAAAAGCAAAUUCAUACCACAGGACAAAAUGAACUCUCCAAUGAAAGUCCUACAACUUCUGACAUAAAUAUUAGUGAUACCAAAGAAAAUGCUGAUGUUGAAAAAGGGAGUAAUGUAGUUAGUGACGAAACACAUCAAGAUAAUGAUGUAAGCUUAGCUAGUGAUGUCCUUGGUGAGGAGGAUGAUAAUGAUGACUAUGAAGAUGAUGUAAAUGUCAUAACUGGUGAUAGUAAAGAAAAUCAGCAGAAUGGCGACUGUGGCACUGACUUACCAAGCCAGGAGUAUGACUCUGACGGAGACAAAAUGCAAAAUGAUGAUUCAAAUACCUUAUUAAGCAUCAACAGUGAUUCCAGUAUGAACACAGAUACUGCAAAUAGUUCCUCUAAAAUGAAAAAACAAGUCACAACUGAGAAGAAAAAUAAGAGAAAAAAAGUUGCUAGUAAAGAGACACACGGUAGUCCAAAAAGUAGGGAUAAAAAGAAACCCAUAAGGGCCAAAUCAAAUAACCAAAAGCAGGAAGCGAAGAAUACAUCAGAAGACCUCAUAAGCGAAGAGAGCAGAGGUUCUCAAAUAGUAUAUAAUGUGAUAACAAAUAUCAAAUCACAUGGAAAUGUAUCAAAUGAAGACAGUCACUCACAGGAAGGUAGUCAGACAAAUGAAGACACACACGUAAUUCAACAUUCUAGCCAAUCUGAAGAGGGAGUCACGAAAGCUAAAAAAUCUCACAAGACCUUAAAGCAGAAUAUAACCCAGUUAAAGAAAGAUAAUACGGACUCAGAUGAGAAAACCACUCAUUCAGCAGAAGAUAAAACGGUGUCUACAGAAGACACUAUUGAAUCACUGGAGGAUGUGAUAAAAUCAGUAAUAGACACCACAGAAUCAGUGGAAGUUCCAUCUGAGUCUGAAAAGGAUGACACUCCAUCAGCAGAAGAUACCACUGAAACAGUGGAAGAUCUAAUUCAGUCUGAGAUAGAUGCUACUCCAUUAGCAGAAGAUACCACAGAAUCAGUAGAAGAUUCAUCACUGCCUGAACAGGAUUCUACUCCUUCAGCAGAAGACACCACUGCAUCAGUGGAAGAUAGUGCUCAAACAAUCGAGGAUGUAGAUUUGUCACAAGAAAAUAUUAGUGAGCUGAAAAGUUUAGAAAGUCACUCAAAUGAAUUUAAAAGAUUGAAUGAAGAUCAGAAGCAACUGAUGGAAAAGGUUAGCAAAAGCACAUCAAUGGAAGAUAGCAAAAACUCAAAAGACAUUGGUCAUAAGUCAACACAGGAUAUUAGUCAAUCUAGAGAAAGUAGUAGCAUCGAAAUAAAGGAAACUGCAUCUGAUGAGAACUCUGAAGAUAUUGAUUCAAAGCAAAGCAACAGCAAGUCAGAUGAAGUUGACACCACACAAGAAAAAGUAAGUGGCAGUGAAUCAACAGAGAUCAAGGAAUCAUUUGAAAUGAGGUCCAUGGUGCUUGGAAACAGUUCAGUGUAUGACAGCAGCUCUAAGAGCAAUUCAAAUGAAUUAUCAAGCAGCUCCAAAGAGGACAAUAAUAACGAUUCUGAAACAACUGGUAUGAAAGACAAAGGAAACAUGACUUAUGAGGAUAAUGAAAGCCAAUCUAAAGAGAGCACUGAAAGUGAAUCAAGGAUGGAGAAGCAGAGUGCAUCUAGUGAGUCUGAUAAUGUUAGCAAAGCAUCAAUAAGCGUGGAAAUUGAUAGCCGAAGGCUAAUGUUUGGUGUUUAUCAACGUAAGGCCAUUGGAAAUGACAAUGAUUGCCAAGAUGGUUAUUAA